AUGAUUGCAACAUGUGGAAUAGCAUCAGAAGAUAGUUUAGAAAAUGCAAUAGAACAACUCUGGAAGGUUGAAGAAGUUGAUACUCACUCAAAGGUCUUGUCAAUAGCAGAGCAACAAUGUGAAGCUCAAUUCACUCAAACUACAUAUCAGAAUGUUACGGGACGAUUCAUCGUACGUCUUCCUUUUAUAAAUGACAGAUUCGCUUUGGGAGAUUCGAAAGACAUUGCUACAAAUAGAUUUCUAGCACUAGAGCGUAGACUUUCAAAGGAUAGUCACCUCAAACGACAAUACGUAGAGUUUUUAGAUGAAUAUGAAAAAUUGGGACAUAUGACCGAAAUAGAUAUUGAAAGGAUUAUGUCACCAGAUUACUUUAUACCACACCAUUGUGUGCUUAAACCCGACAGUACCACCACCAAGUUACGUGUGGUAUUUGAUGCAUCAUCCAAAACAACAUCAGGGCAAUCUCUCAAUGAUUUACUACACAUCGGACCAACUGUUCAAAGUGAAUUACUAUCUAUUUUAUUACGAUUCCGUCUUCCUCGUUAUGUGUUUACAACAGACAUUGAAAAAAUGUACCGACAAAUACUUGUACAUCCAGAAGACAGACAAUGUCAGCUUAUCGUUUGGAGAUAUGAACCAAGUCAACCGAUAAAGUAUUUUGAACUCAACACAGUAACAUAUGGUACUAGAUCAGCACCGUUGCUAGAUACCAAAUGUUUGCAAGCUUUAGCUGAUGACAAUAUGCAAAAUUAUACAUUAGGUGCAUCUGCUCUCAAACAAAACUUCUUUGUAGAUGACUGUUUACACGGGGCAGAUAGUCUGAGAACAUUGUUGGAAACUCAGAGUCAAUUAAACAAAAUACUGACAGCAAGCGGUUUUAAAUUGCGAAAAUGGUGCGCAAAUCAUCCAAGUUUACUACAAGGAAUUCCACACGAUGACCUAGAAGUCAAUUUAGAUUUAGAAAAUAAUAACGAUACAACAAAAACUCUUGGGUUAUCCUGGUGUCCAAAAUCUGAUAGUUUAUGCGUCAAGGUUAAAUUGGCACCUGUUUGCAGCACGACGAAGCGCAGUGCAACCUCAGAUUUCGCAAUGCUAUUCGAUCCACUAGGACUUUUGUCACCAGUUGUGAUAUCUCGUCAUAUUUUCAAGGGCGAAGUUCCUGCCAACAUUCAGUUACACAUAUUUACAGAUGCAUCAGAAAAGGCAUAUGGUGCUGCGGCGUAUUUGCGAUCAACACUUCAGAAUGGUCAAAUCAUUGUACGACUAUUGUGCGCCAAAUCUCGGGUUGCACCUUUGGAAAGGUUGACAUUACCUCGUCUCGAACGUUGUGCAGCUGUGGUUGGCGUAGAACUAGCAACAAGAAUAAAUAACGACCUACAAAUAAGAAAUUACCAGACGUUCUUUUGGUGUUAUUCACAAAUAGUGAUAUCAUGGAUCAAUGCUCCAUCAUCAAAGUUUCACACUUUCGUUGCAAACAGAGUAAGCAACAUUCAUCAAUUAACAGCCACAAGUCAGUGGCGCCACGUCAGUUCGGAACACAAUCCAGCUGACAUUUUAUCAAGAGGCCUUGCACCCCAUAAACUACAGUCAUCAAGUAUGUGGUUUUAUGUACCUAUGUUCCUGCAUGGUCGGGAAGAACUGUGGCCUUCAAAACCAUCAUCAGUGUUAAAAUCCGAAACCCUCAUUGAUCCUGAACAGAAGAAGGAAAAUCCAGUAUCUACAUUGUCUGUUGUUGAAGGCACAACAAAUACUGGAGAGUUCAUAUACUCAAUACGACACAACAACUCAUUUGGAAGACUUCAACGGAUAUUAUCGUAUAUAUUAAGAUUCGUAAAAAGAACCAGAAGGAAACAAAAUGAUCAUUCAAGCAAUUUUUUGACUCCAGAUGAUCUAGAUGCAGCACAUCAGGUCAGCAUCAAAAGUAUUCAAUAUGCAGAAUUCAAAAACGAAAUCAAAAUUAUGAAAUCUGAUGAAAGAAUAAAUAAGUCCAGUGCAUUGGCAUCACUGGCACCUUUUAUUGAUAAUACGGGCAUCAAAAGAGUUGGUGGACGUUUGGAUGCAGCCUCAUUAUCGUAUGACGCCAAACAUCCUAUGUUGUUGCCUUAUAACGACCCCAUUGUCGAAUUAAUAAUGGAACAAGUCCAUAAGAAAUACAUGCACUGUGGUCCGAAGUCUCUCCUAGCUAGCAUGCGUCAACGAUACUGGCCAAUUAAGUGCAAAUUGAUGGCAAGGACAACAUUGUGUACGUUGUACUAA
Molecule: messenger RNA, 2256 nt
Organism: Teleopsis dalmanni
Lineage: Eukaryota; Metazoa; Arthropoda; Insecta; Diptera; Diopsidae
Exons: 2
Coding region: 1-2256 (751 amino acids)
Source: RefSeq, a predicted model, not a curated record